This is a messenger RNA of Penicillium lagena, 1713 nucleotides long. Its product is annotated as alpha-keto acid decarboxylase family protein. The transcript is spliced from 4 exons. Lineage: Eukaryota; Fungi; Ascomycota; Eurotiomycetes; Eurotiales; Aspergillaceae. The record is from RefSeq and is a predicted model, not a curated record. Gene Ontology annotation, molecular function: thiamine pyrophosphate binding; carboxy-lyase activity; magnesium ion binding. The coding region runs from base 1 to 1713 and encodes 570 amino acids.
AUGGUGUCCAACGACAUCGCGACCCGGGAGCUCGAGAACCCCAUAGACGUCGCCGACUAUCUGUUCCGGCGCCUGCACGAGGUUGGCAUCCGCGCCGUGCACGGGGUUCCGGGAGACUACAACCUCGCAGCCUUGGAUUAUCUGCCCAAGUGCGGGCUGAACUGGGUGGGCAACUGCAACGAGCUCAAUGCCGGUUACGCGGCCGAUGGCUAUGCGCGCGUCAAGGGCAUCAGCGCUCUGGUCACCACCUUUGGUGUGGGAGAGCUAUCGGCCCUCAACGCCAUCGCCGGUGCAUACUCUGAAUUCGUCCCCAUCGUCCACAUCGUGGGCCAGCCGAACACCAAGUCGCAGCGCGAUGGCAUGCUGCUGCACCAUACCCUGGGCAAUGGCGAUUUCAAUGUUUUCACCAGAAUGAGUGAGGAUAUCUCGUGCUAUGUGGCCCGCCUGAAUGACCCCCACGACGCCGCGACUCAGAUCGACAGUGCCAUCCGCCAAUGCUGGAUCCGCAGCCGUCCGGUCUAUGUGACCCUCCCCACCGACAUGGUGAACGCCAAGGUGAACGGCGAUCGUCUGAAGAAACCCAUUGACCUGUCACUGCCUGAUAACGAUCCCGAGAAGGAAGACUACGUGGUGGAGGUCGUGUUGAAGUAUCUCCGGGCGGCCAAGAAUCCCGUGAUUCUCGUGGACGCCUGCGCGAUUCGGCAUCGGGCGCUGGAAGAGGUGCAUGACUUGGUGGUGGCUUCUGGUCUGCCCACAUUUGUGACCCCCAUGGGCAAAGGGGCUGUGGAUGAGACACACAAGAAUUUCGGAGGCGUCUAUGCUGGCAACGGGUCCAACCCCGGCGUGGGCGAGAUGGUUGAGUCCUCGGAUCUGGUCCUCAGCAUCGGCGCAAUCAAGUCCGACUUCAACACUUCUGGAUUUACCUACCGCAUCGGACAACUGAACACCAUUGAUUUCCACAGCACCUACGUGCGGGUACGUUAUUCCGAGUAUCCGGACACCAACAUGAAGGGUGUUCUGCGGAAGGUCAUCCAGCGCAUGGGUACGAUUAGCCCGGCCUCUGUGCCUCAAAUCAGCAACCGACUGCCAGACAGUGAGCGCAGUUCCUCCGACCAGACCAUCACCCAUGCCUGGCUGUGGCCGACGGUUGGCCAGUGGCUGAAGCCCAAGGAUAUCGUGCUCACCGAAACCGGUACCGCUAACUUUGGCAUCUGGGACACUCGAUUCCCCGCCCAGGUGACUGCCAUCAGCCAGGUUCUCUGGGGCAGCAUUGGUUACUCGCUCGGAGCCUGCCAGGGCGCUGCUUUGGCCGCCAAGGAACAGGGCAAUCGCCGGACCGUCCUCUUCAUUGGCGAUGGCAGCACUCAGUUGACAGUGCAGGAGCUGAGCACGAUGCUCCGUAACAAGCUGAACCCCAUUGUCUUCGUGAUCUGCAACGAGGGAUACACGAUUGAACGAUACAUCCAUGGAUGGGAUGCGAGCUACAACGACAUUCAGCCCUGGGACCACCUGAGCAUCCCCAAGGUCUUCGGGGCCAAGGAUGGCUACAAGGGAUACCGCAUCAAGACCCGGGAUGAGCUCAACAAACUGUUUGCAGACCAGACUUUCUGCAACCAUGAUAGUCUCCAGUUGGUUGAGCUUUACAUGCCUCGUGAGGACGCACCAGCCGCUCUCAAAUUGACCGCCGAGGCAGCAGCUACACUAAACAAGUAA